Messenger RNA from Anneissia japonica, 4412 nucleotides. RefSeq lists its product as uncharacterized. The record is from RefSeq and is a predicted model, not a curated record. The coding region runs from base 578 to 2350 and encodes 590 amino acids. The transcript has 4 exons. Lineage: Eukaryota; Metazoa; Echinodermata; Crinoidea; Comatulida; Comatulidae.
UAAAAUUUGCAUGGUGGUUGGUGGUGGGUGCUUCUUCAAUUCGCAUUCGAUUACGAGAAGAAAGCUGAGGAGAGUGGCAUUUUUGUUAGACAACGGGAAAUUUGGAAAACAGACUCUGAAGAUGAACGUCUUCUGAUUUGAUGGGUGUUUUUCUAAACGAUGGUAUUCCAUAGUUCCACGUAUGCCAAGAGUUACUUUAAUGUCCAGACCAUCUUUUGAUUUUACCAUUUUAUUAUACCAAAUACACGGCAAGUACUGUGUCAGUGGAAACCGUUCUCGGGCCAUUCUGUUUUUGAUCUUCAUCUUGCCAUCUGUUGUCAAGUCUUUUUUACCAAGAUCGAUGAUUCCAGAAAUAUAAUGUGGUUGAUUCAGAUUUUGAUGCUCGUCUGUUUCAAACUAAUUUGGAUGCACUAGGAAUGUGGUCGUAUAAAAGUCAAGUUUAUUUGGAUCAAUGCAAUGAGCUGAAAACAUUGUUGUUAUCAAGUCUGACUGAAAGCUGCUGAUACUGUAGGCAAAUCACAGUCAACAGGUGUUAAUACCAACUUUUUUUGAAUGCUAGUACAGCGUAAUCGCCAUCAUGAGUGAUUGUUUGAAAGAUGAGAUGUCCGAAUUUGUUGAUUCUUCUGAGAGAAUAGAAGAUCUGCAUCAAAUAGCUUGCCGACAAAAUGUACAUAUAACCUUGUUCUGUGGAGGACCAUUCAGUGGCAAACAUCGCUGUGGACGAGAAUUUGCACGAAAGCUUGCAGGAACAGCGAACCCUUCUUACUGCUUGCAGAUAGAUUUGCCAUUCAGGUUAAAAUACUCUCCAGAGGAGUCAAUUGAAAUCAGUAUGAUUAAAUUUGUGGUAAAAGAGAUGAAGAAGAAUGAACUUUUUGAAAAGGAUAUUGACGAGAUUUGUCAAAAUAACUUUAAUCCUGAAGUCUUUUUGGACUUUUUCUCAAAAAAGAAACAAAAAUGUAGUAAAUUCAUAUUUGUAUUUGAUGAUGCUGACAUUGUUGUCAUGAAGAAUAAGCAGGAUGGUUUCUUGACUACCUUGAAAACAUGGACUGAAAAAUGCAAAAAUGUGUUUGUGGUUUUGACAACCCAAUUCCAAUUCAAACUAUAUAGAGACUGCUUGACAUAUGAUUGUAAACCAUUGGAAACAGAGGAUGCAGUCAUUUUCUUGAAAAAUGAAAUAAAACGUAUUAAUUUAUCACCAUCUUUAAAUAUUGAAGUUCCAACUUUAGAAGAAUGCACAAAACUUGUAGAAUUAGUGUAUUGUUGGCCAUUCCUUGUAAUGGUUGUUGCACAUGAACUAGAAGAUUACUCAGCAAAUGAAAUAAUAGAGCUGCUAACAACUACUCCUCUACUGACCCUUAGUAAUGAAGCUGCUUCCCAGAUGGAUCAACUGGACUAUAAGCUAGAACACAUGUUGAAGCUACUGUCGGAUAAAUUGAAGAAGGAGACCUCCUUUUUUGCCCCGGAUGUUAAACAAUUUUUCACUGUUGAUGAAGUGAUCAAGGUAUCUCAGUAUAAAAGUAUUACUGAAGCCAAGCAAACAUUGAAACCACUUAGGAUAAGAUCAAUUGUCAGAAAAACAGAUGGUGUUAACGAGUAUGCCUUCAUAGAUUUUAUGAAGGUUCAUAUUGAUGAUAAUGCUCUUGACAACUUCCAACCAUCAACAUUCAAGAACACGUUUGUCAGAAUGAUAGGUGAACUUGUGUUACAAUUUUUAAGAAAUACUGUGAAAUGUAAUGAUGAGGAAAGGAAAAGUAGACAACAGGCAGCAACAGAACUCAAAGCAAUGUUGGACCAAAUGGAAGAGUUUGUUAAUAAGGCUAAGCACUCUGAACAUGAAGACUUGAAAGACUGUGACUUUGAGAAAGUUAUUGAGGCUGCUGAAACAUUCCUUUAUAGAGCUACAAGACAAAAUGAUCCAGAGUUUAGAAAGAAAGCAGAUGAGGCUAAAAAAGUGUUUGGCAAAGACACACAAAGACGAGAUUCUAAUGAAAGUGGCACUUUUAGUGGAGAAGAGGAGGAACGUGUUGCCACAGUAACACCAGUUUUUGAAUGUGAGCAUAAUGAUGCUCAAGCAAGUGUACCUGGUUCUGUGGGACCAUGUUCUCUAACAUCAAAUGCUGACAUUGAAAAUGUUCCGAAUCCUCUUUUGCUUCAACAAAUAGGUGGUUAUCAACAACAACAAUCCCGCUCUUCACACGGACCACAGGUGUCAACUGCUCUAUUUAGACAAGAUGUAGAUGCCUUGAUAAACAUUUCACAGGAAACAUCAAUUGGAAAUAGUAGAGAAGGACAUGUUGUACCAUCUGGAUACAACUCCAUUCCUUUGAAGGAGACCAUAACUAGACAUUAAUUAUAAAUACACUUUAAAAGAAUAUCUAUAUAUUUUUAUUAUACCAUCAUCCUUAUACAAAGCAUCUGAAAUAUUGUAUAGUUGUCUCCGAAUAUAUUAAGAAACAGUAUAGCAUUGUUAAAUAUCAGUAAUAUAUAAGAUCAGGGGCCCCGCUCCCCCUCCCCCUUUGGAAAGUUGAAAAAAGGAAGAAAAAAAGAAAUAAUUGAUCACGCGAAACAUCGGGCAAGAAAACACAAAUUUCACGGAAAGCCCCCGGACUCUUUGGUGUGCUGGUGUUUCUAUCAGCCCCACUUUCAGACAUCUCUAGAUCUGCCCCUAAAGGAUCAUUAUAUAUAAGAAUUGCUAUAAUUAUGCUUAUUUUGAAUGAUUUGUUCACAUUUACAGUACUGGACAAUAUAUUGUAAUAGUGAAACCCUCCCUUUUGAGAGAUGAACAUGUUCUUUAUAGAGGAAGUGGGGGAAUGUCCAUUCUUUUCUUAUCUUUUCUCUCUCUCUUUUUCGGUGGUGUGCCGAACACCUAUGGGCCCCACUCCCCUUUGUAUAAUAGGCACAGUUUUUGAAAUAAGUUCAUUUAGUUUAUAGUUUACAAGCAAGUGUAAGAUUGAAAGUAAAACAUGUUUAACUGUAAACUUUUUUAAAACAUGAAAGAUCUAUUGUAAUUAAAGCAUGGUUAUGUUAUUGCAAACAAACCAGUCAUUAUGCAGCGUGUAAAUAGCGUACAUAUAGAUUGUAGAUGCUGCACUCAUUGCUAAAAUUAUUAUAUAUUACUAUGAAAGUGUAUUGCACAGCAUGGACACUUUGGGCUUCCAUCUACACAAAGUUUGUGAGUUUUGUAAAUAGCCUUUACGAUACAAUAACAUUUUUGGAACUACACAGUAUUUGGUCAACUCAAGGAAAACUGUCCAGGGUAUUUGCAUAUUAAGAUUGAUUUUGACGGUCCAAUGACCUCUAAAAAAAUGAGCAAAAAUACUGUUUGUCAUUGCACCAUUUAAUAUAACUAUUUCCUUUGUUUAGUUACCUCAUCAGUGCUAUAUAAAUGAGUUUGAUUGGUUGAAUACAGUAAUAUUUGAUUCUUAUAAUUUAUAUUUGCUAUUUUUUUAUGGAUUUUAGUUGAAACAAUCUAAAUUUUCUGCUGAUUUUCAGUCUUUAUUUUUUUGUCUGUGUUUGUUUUCAUAUACAGUAUAGCAGUUCAUCUAAAUGUUGUGUUACAGCCAUUUAGUGUUAAUGGAGGCAGAAAUAAUCUUUAUUUUUGGUGGUUUUUUUUUGCUUCCAUCAUCUGUCUUCAUUUAUAUUAUUUCUAUUUGACUUGUCAUUUUAAUGAGCUUUUAAUCUGUUCGUUGAUGAAAGGGUUAGAAAAAGUCAAUCUUACAAAAUUAUUAAAUUUUACAGACUUUUUAAGGACAUUUUUUGUAAAGAUAUUAGCAUUUUUAGUGUAUGUAAUUUGAUGUGAUGAUAGUUGCCUUCGAUUUUAUGCUCUAGGUGCUGUGACACAGUGGGAGAUAUCUGACUUUUAACAAGCAUUUUUUUAACAGCAUUUUGUAAGAUUGUACUAUUCUAAUUUAUAAGUGGUGACUAUCUCCUGUCUCCCUGGCUUUAAUGAUCAAAUGCUGUGAACCUCGUCAACAAUUAUCAAAUGUUCUGGUUGUGGAACUGUUAUACGUGCUAAUAUAUAAUAGUAAUUCCUGGCUUAUUUUCAUUCCCAUCUUAAAAGUGUGUGGAGGGGUGUCUAUUAAGCAAAACACCCUGUGAGUGAAGUGCGCAGGACUGUGUGUGGUAUUUAUUAAUGUUUAUUAUGAUGCUGUUGCAUUUCCAUCCUAAUUACAUUGAAAUCAAUUAUAGUUAUUAAUAACAAAGGGUGAAGUGCAUGGCCAUUUUUGUAAUCCUUGUUAAUCUUUGGAUUUUUAUCACUUUCAGAUAACUACUUUGUUUACAUUUUAACCUUUAUUAUAUUAUGUGGUUUGUAAAUAUUGGCCAUCUAUAUAUGUAAUAUGGUAGUAGAACAACAUAAAUUUGUAGUGCUGAUUACAGUGUAGUUAGUAAAAUGUGUAUUCUGCAAACUGAAA